CCAGGUAUCAAAUCGCAUCUCGCCGGAAGCGCAGAAGCUCAAAUAAUCUUCCCACCCCCUGUCUCGCACAGCUCGUUGGCAUCGCCAUCUCGUCAUGGCUUCACUGGAGAAGCCCGUUGUCAGCUUCUUGGGCCCCAUUGCCUCAUAUUCGCAUCAGGCAGUCCGCCAGGUUUUCCCAGAAUCGUCAUGGGAACUGAGGCCCGCGGCAACGAUAGAUGAUGUCUUUGACCAGGUGCAGUUCGGAGAGGUCAAGGCCGGUGUGGUUCCCAUCGAGAACUCCACAAACGGCUCCGUGGUCUUCACCCUCGAUAACCUGGCCGACCGCAACGGCCGGUACAAAGACAUCACGGUGGACGGCGAGAUCUUCGUCGACGUCCACCACUGCCUGGUGGGACACAGGAACCCCACGCCUACUCUUACGGAUCCGCGCCCGUCCAAGCCAAGGUCAAAGCCGCUCGCGAGCCUGAGACACAUCAAGCGGCUGUACUCCCAUCCACAGGCGUUUGGCCAGUGCAACGCCUUCAUCUCGACGUAUCUCAAGGGCGUGGAGAUUUUCGACGUCAGCUCGACGAGCAAGGCCGCCGAGAUUGUGAGUCAGGACACGACUGGUACGUGGGCGGCCAUUUCGAGCGAGCUCGCUGCGAACCUCAUGCAUGGCCUGGAUAUGCUUGCCCGAUCCAUCGAGGACCGUGACGACAACACCACGCGCUUCCUCAUCAUUGGAAAGAACACGACUGUCCCCAAGGACUGGAAUCUGGUAAAGCAUGCAGAGGGAAAGACUGGCACCAGGACGCUGAUAUCGUUUACCGUGCCGCAUACGUCGCCAGGUGCACUGGCCGAGGUCUUGAGCGGGUUCAAAUCGUACAACCUGAAUCUCACGAGCAUUAACAGCAGACCCAGCCUGUUGGCCCCCUUCCAGUACAUCUUCUUCAUCGAAUUCGAGGGCAACAAGUAUGAUGACCCUGACGGCAGGGUAAAGGGGGCGCUGGAUAACAUUGACCGGGUGGCACAGAGCUGGAGAUUGCUAGGGAGCUGGGAACGGUAUAGGUAG
Molecule: messenger RNA, 1051 nt
Organism: Trichoderma reesei QM6a
Lineage: Eukaryota; Fungi; Ascomycota; Sordariomycetes; Hypocreales; Hypocreaceae
Exons: 4
Coding region: 95-1051 (318 amino acids)
Biological process (GO): L-phenylalanine biosynthetic process
Cellular component (GO): cytoplasm
Molecular function (GO): prephenate dehydratase activity; chorismate mutase activity
Source: RefSeq, a predicted model, not a curated record